AUGCCUAACGAACAUCUUCAGUACACAGCUCACGGCCAGCCGCAGCAGCAGUCACAGUCGCAGUCACAGUCACAGCAGCAGCAGCAGCACAACAAGUCGCCGGGGUUCAUGCCCCAGCUACAGCAGGCACACGGCCAGCAGAUGGCCGCGACUAACAGCCCCUACCCGUACGUCGCGCACGACCACUGGCAGUACGGGAACAGCCCGCAGGUGUACGCGUACUACAACGGCGGCGGCGGCGCGGGCGCCGCCGCGCAGGACGCGUCACGUGGCCACGGCGCGGGCGAGCCGGGUCACCCGGGCUCCGCGCAGCCGCCGCAGCAGCAGGCACAGCCCGCCGCGGCUGGGUACUACUGGCACUACCCGUCUGCCGCGGAGGUGCAGCCCUACGGGUACUCCCCCUACGGCUACUUUCCGUCGUACGCGGCGCCGGCCGGGCUAAUGGCCGGCGAAGACCCAGACAGCAAGGCGCACGCGGCGUCGUACUUCCGGCAUUACGGGUCGUCCGCGGGCUACCAGUACCCCGGGUUCCAGGCCAAGCAGCAGCCCUACGGCGGCCCGCACGAAGAGAACGCCGCAGCCGCGGCGGCGGCGGGCGCGGGCGCGGGCGCGUCGCCCGGCGCUAGGCGGAGAUACCAGCAGCUGCAUUCGACCGACGCGCUCGGCGCGCUGGGCGCGAUAGCCGCCGACACCGCGUCGCAGGUGCAGCAGCACCCACAGACGCCCGCGCACCAGAUGCCGCUGAUGCACGGGCUGUACGGCGGGCCCGAGCCCGGCGCCGCGGCAAGCGCGUACGGAUCGGCGGCCGGGUCUGUGUCGGUGUCCGGAUCUGCGUCCAGCAUGGGAGCCGCGGCUCCCGCGGCCGCCGCGCGGCCGCGCGUCACCACGACCAUGUGGGCGGACGAAAACACGCUCUGCUACCAGGUGGAGGCGAACGGGGUCUCGGUCGUGCGGCGCGCGGACAACGACAUGAUCAACGGCACCAAGCUGCUGAACGUGGCGCGGAUGACGCGGGGCCGCCGGGACGGGAUCUUGAAGGCGGAAAAGAUCCGGCACGUGGUCAAGAUCGGGUCGAUGCAUCUCAAGGGCGUGUGGAUUCCGUUCGACCGCGCGCUCGCCAUGGCGCAGCGCGAGAAGAUCGCGGACCUGCUGUUCCCGCUGUUUGUGCGCGACAUCCAGAGCGUCAUCCAGCAGGGCGCGUCCUCGACGACGCUGGUGCCGGGCCUUUCGUCCGGGGCCGCGCACCACGGCGGCGGCCUGCACCACCUGCACACCCAGCAACCCCAGCAUUACCAUUCGGCCGCCGCCGACCCCGUGCACGUGUACCAAGACCAGGGCGCGGCGCUGCCGCCCCCGGCCGCGUACGGGUACCACUCGGUCGACUCGCCGUACGGGCGGGGCUCGCUUGCUCCUGCCGUGCAUACGCCGCUGGCUGACGCCAGCGGCGGCGUUCCGGGCGUUCCGGGCGUCACAGCCGCGGACAGCAUCCCGGACCGCGAUCCGAGCGCCGGGGUUGCGCCUGGGUCAGUUUCGCCGCCGGCGGCUGCGGCGGCAGCCGCCGCAGCCGCGGCCGCGGGUGCGUCCGUGGACCACGGCGUCACAAAGACAAUGGGCGGUGACGGCCCCGUGCACGACGCAGAGCUGCCAGAAACCCACGGACACGCAUAG
Lachancea mirantina is the source of this 1668-nucleotide messenger RNA. Lineage: Eukaryota; Fungi; Ascomycota; Saccharomycetes; Saccharomycetales; Saccharomycetaceae. The record is from the annotation of a GenBank genome assembly.